UUCACGGCUUCGUUUUAGCCUCAAGCACAAACCAAAAACUCAUUCACAAGCAGAAUAAACUCUAAUUUUAAUGUCACUUUCUCCUUGACCACAGCUGUGUGUAUUUAAAUAAUAUUAAAGAGAAGGAACUAUCGUGUGGUUUCCCAUCAUGCAGUGCACCAUCCUUAUGUUUCACUUUCAUUCUCCCCGUGCGGUUUUUCGAAGACGUCGAGAUGAGAGGAGGUGAAGUACUUUGUCUCAACAUGUUAGUGGCUCCUGUCCUGCUGCUCCUCUUCUCUUCCUUCCACACUGUAUCUGCGGCACAGCUGCCAAACCAGAACCAGAUAAAGGACCCUCCCAUCGCCACCAAUGGUCAACCCUUCCCGUGGGAUCGCAUGCGACUCCCCAAAACUGUCUCUCCGGUCCACUAUGACCUCAGGAUUCACCCCAACCUGACCUCUCUGAACUUCUCCGGAUCCGUCUUCAUUAGCCUGGACAUACACGAGGACACGAGUAGCAUCAUUCUCCAUGCUAAAAAGAUGCAGAUCUCAAAUGUGCGACUCCUGGCACCUGAGGGCAUCAGGCCUCUGCGCAUGCUGGAGUAUCCUGGUUUCCAUCAGCUCGCCCUGCUGUCUGAUUCCCCCUUGACAAAAGGACAAAAGUAUGUAGUCCAGUUGGACUUUGCUGCAAAUCUGUCCGACAGCUUCCGUGGUUUCUACAAGGGCAGCUACCGCACCAGCAGUGGAGAAGUCCGGGUCCUGGCAUCGACGCAGUUUGAAGCCACGUUUGCUCGUGGAGCCUUUCCCUGUUUUGACGAACCAGCUUUUAAAGCCAACUUCACCGUACGAAUCAUACGUGAGCCGCGGCACAUUGCGAUAUCCAACAUGCCCAAGAUUAAAACGGUGGAGUUGUCAGAAGGUUUGCUGGAGGAUUAUUUUGACACCACAGUGAAGAUGAGCACAUACCUGCUGGCCUACAUAGUCUGUGAUUUCCUGUCUGUGAGCAGGACCACCAACCGUGGUGUCAAGAUUUCAGCCUAUGCUGUGCCUGAGAAGAUCAACCAGACGGCCUUUGCUCUGGAUGCUGCUGUCAAGCUGUUGGACUUCUACGAAGACUACUUUGACAUUCCUUAUCCACUUCCAAAACAAGAUCUGGCUGCCAUUCCUGACUUCCAGUCAGGGGCGAUGGAGAAUUGGGGGCUGACCACUUACAGAGAGGCAGGCCUCUUAUUUGACCCUGAAAAGUCAUCAGCUUCGGACAAGCUCGGCAUUGUCAAGGUCAUCGCUCACGAGCUAGCACACCAGUGGUUUGGGAAUCUGGUGACGAUGGAGUGGUGGAACGACCUGUGGCUCAAUGAGGGUUUUGCCAAAUUCAUGGAGUUUAUUUCUGUAGACGUCACCUACCCAGAGCUACAUGUGGAGGACCUCUUCUUGGGGAAAUGUUUUGAGGCGAUGGAGGUUGACUCCCUCAGCUCUUCCCACCCCGUCUCCACCCCUGUGGAGAACCCGGUCCAGAUCCAGGAGAUGUUUGAUGACGUCUCCUACGACAAGGGAGCUUGUAUCCUCCACAUGCUGAGAGACUUUCUGACACCAGAGGUGUUUGAGAUCGGCAUCAUCAAAUACCUCAAACGCUACAGCUACAAAAACACAGUCAACGGCCACCUGUGGGAGAGCCUGACUGAUGUCUGCGGCUUGGAAGACGUGGCCGUGGGUCAAAAGAAACACAGGGAUUUCUGCUCCAAUCGUAAACGUUCAACUGAAGAAUCUAAAUGGUUCUCUGGUGAGGAGCUGGACGUCAAAGCCAUCAUGGACACCUGGACCCUGCAGGAGGGCUUCCCACUGGUCACUGUCGAGGUUAGAGGGCGGGAGGUCAGGCUAAGUCAGGAACGUUAUCUCAAAUCAGACGACCCGUCCCUCACUGAUGGAUUUUUGUGGCAGAUUCCAUUGACCUACAUAACCAGCGCAUCCAGCACAGUCCAAAGAUUCCUACUUAAAUCAAAGACUGAUGUCCUGCACCUGCCAGAGGAGGUGGACUGGGUGAAGUUUAACGUAGACAUGACCGGUUACUACAUGGUCCACUACGCAAUACGCAAUGGGUGGAGCUCUAUCAACAGACUGCUGAAGCACAACCACACGGCGCUGACCGGCAACGACCGCGCCAGCCUCAUCCACAACGUGUUCCAGCUGGUCAGUAUCGGGAAGGUGAGUCUGGACACGGCUCUGGAGCUGUCCCUCUAUCUCUCGAAGGAGACUGAGAUCAUGGCAGUGAUCCAGGGCUUCGGAGAGUUGGUGCCUCUCUACAAACUGAUGGAGAAGAGAGACAUGGCAGCCCUGGAGAACCAGAUGAAGGGCUACAUAUUGGACCUGUUCCAGGGUCUGAUUGAUCGCCAGGAGUGGACUGACUCAGGGUCAGUGUCUGAGAGGAUGCUCAGGAGCUACCUGCUGCUGUUCGCCUGUGUCAGGAACUACUCCCCCUGUCUGACCAAAGCCACACAGCUCUUUAACAUGUGGAAGGACUCCGACGGCACCAUGAGUCUUCCGGUCGACAUCACAAUGGCUGUGUUUUUGGUCGGAGCUCGAUCACCAGAGGGGUGGGACUUCCUGUUUGAGAAGUAUCGCACCUCAAUUCAAACAUCCGUCAAGAGCCGAAUGAAGAUGGCCAUGGCUGCCACUCCGCUGCAGGACAAGCUCAAAUUGAUGAUGGAGCAGAGCCUCCACGGUGAAGUGAUGAAAACUCAGGAUCUCCCAUACGUGGUCGUCUCCGUCAGCAAUAACCCACAUGGCUACAAGCUGGCGUGGGAUUUUCUACGAGCCAACUGGGAGGUUAUGAUCAAGAAGUUUGACCUGGGCUCUCACUCUAUAACCCACAUGGUGACCGGGGUGACCAGCCGGUAUUCUACCAGAGAGAUGUUAGAGGAGGUACGAAGUUUCUUCGGCUCUUUGACCGAGGAGUCCGGCUCAGAUAUGCGAUGCAUCCAACAGGCGUACGAGAGCAUCGAGGACAACAUCCGCUGGAUGGACGCCAACCUACCUCUGUUGCAGGCCUGGCUGGACAAACGCAGCAGACGCAGUGUGGUUCACGAGGAUUUAUAAAAUAUAUGAUGAGGGAAAACCUACCCGACAACAGUUAACGUUCCUACAACACCGCGGGGCCUAUCAACAUUACGACAACAAUCCAUUCAUUUUGACAUUUUUGCGUAAAUUCUUUAGGUUAAGGAUUUUUCUUCGAGUUUGAGUUUAAGUUUCAAUAUCUAGUUUUGGAUUUCAUUUACCUUCUUAUUCUAAUUUUUGAGCACAGACAACAAUGUUAAAAUUUUUUUGUAUAGUUAUGUACAUGUUGCCUUUUAAAAUGCACUGUCAAAAUGUUGUUGUGACCAUGGAUAUUGACCAUUAUGGUCAUCCGCUUCGUCUCAUCACCUUGUUAUAGGAAUCGUCUCAUUUUCACAUCACUUUGAUGUUUCAACACUGUAUUAGUUUGGAGUGAAAAAUUGUUUAUUUUAUUUAAAUACAAAGAAAUUGUCAAAUGUGACUUUUUUUUUUCAUUAAAAAUGUUUUUUCUAAA
Molecule: messenger RNA, 3540 nt
Organism: Cynoglossus semilaevis (tongue sole)
Lineage: Eukaryota; Metazoa; Chordata; Actinopteri; Pleuronectiformes; Cynoglossidae
Gene: erap1b
Product: endoplasmic reticulum aminopeptidase 1b
Exons: 19
Coding region: 213-3071 (952 amino acids)
Biological process (GO): peptide catabolic process; proteolysis
Cellular component (GO): membrane; cytoplasm
Molecular function (GO): metalloaminopeptidase activity; peptide binding; zinc ion binding
Source: RefSeq, a predicted model, not a curated record